UACUAUCCAGCUUGAAGACAACGCCUGUAAAAAGAAAAAAAUCUAAGAGGAAGCGUAUAAGCGACGUGAGAAAUCAGGAAAUCAUUACCUACAUAAACUGAAACCUAAAGCUUUUAUAAUUUCAGUUUCUCAAAAUCGAAAUCGUUUGCUUCAUUUGAAGAUCAAGAAUGAAGAUUGGUGUUUCUGAGCCAGAGCGAUGCGGUUGCGACACGUGUGUCCAGCAUCGCACUUUCAUUACUCAAGAAACCGAACCGAGCAAAGUGAAUGGCUUAUCGGUUCUUGUUAGUUCCGGACUAUUUGAAGCUCUUGGUUCCACCUCAGAUCAGAGUUCCGGAACAGAGACUCCACCACUCGCUCCUCCUCCUCCUGAACUAGCGCAGUCUGUUGAUGAUGCUCAUGCCGAUGCAUCCUCGAAAUCAUCUCCAGUUCAAACCAUAUUCAGUUUCCCUCCUGUUGUUAGUUCCCAACCAGCGCGAGAUCUUGUUCCCACCGGUUCAUUGCCAGGUCCUUUUAUUGGUUUUCCAUCUCCCUUUCCUGCUUCCGGACCAUCUAUAUCCUCCUCGUCAAGCCAAGCUUCUGUCACCAACCUUGUCGGUUCUAGACUAUCUAGAUGGGAACCACCAGUGCAAGCUCCUCCUUUUAGUUCAACCGCUUCCACUUCCUCAACUUUAGCUUCAUUAGUUACUCCCUGGGGAUCAGUGCAAGCUCCUGUCCAAGCUAGUGCACCCAACACUGCUUCUGCUUUUCCUCCACCGUUUAGCUACCCUGGUGGUGGUGGUGGUUUAGCCAGACCUGGUCUCUCUCAAAUCGUUUCUUCACCGUUUGGACCAACACAUAACUUUGGAGUUUGCGCUUCAAGGACUACCCCAAAAGAUCCAUUCCCAGGAUUUAGUGUUGAUUACUUGCCCAGAGGUCCCUUUGGACCAAACCCACAAACUACUACACUACUGUCUGAUGGUGGAACUGAACAAGGUAGUAAGUAUCCUCGUUAUGCACCUACACCAGAUUUUGACUCUUCUGGAGGUCCAGCCAAGCUGGUGAUGUCCAUAUCUGCUUCUGACUCCCAUGGACAUAAAAGUCAUGAAGAGUUGAGGUGGGAAGAUUACAAAAACGGAGACAAAAAAGGUACGGUUGGGUCGUUUCCUCCUCGUGCUCACAAACCUCGUAAAGAAUCGAGGUGGAAAGAUUACAGAAAUGGAGACAAAGGUGGGUUUGAUCAUUCACCGUCGCUAUUUGCUCCUCCAAGCAUACCUCAUCGACGUCCUCAGAUGAGAACUAUUGUUCAACCGCACGGAGACAUGAGUAGUUUUCCUUUUGGCUACAACACCCCUACUGCUUUCCAGAGCCCACGUGAACUCGUUGGUGUUUCUUCCCCAGUAUCUGGAUGCACAGCGUGUGGAGCCACGAGUAGCUCCUCUCCUUCUAGUCACUUGGGCCUUAAUGUUGCUACAAAUCCUCCAUCAGCCGCGACAUCUCUUCCCGGGUUGUUCUUUUCCACCUAUGGUUCUUUUCCUUUGCUGUUUGCAACACCAAAUCUUUCAGCUUAUGGUACAACAGCAACUCCACCAGUCCCAGCCUAUGCUAUUAUGUUUGGAGCACCAAAUUUUACUUCUCAAGGUACAACAGCAACUCCAUCAGUACAAGCCUAUCCUACCAUGUUUGGAACACCAAAUCUUGCUGCUCAAGGUACGACAGCAGCUCAGCCUUAUCUUACUAUGUUUGGAACACCAAGUCUUGCUGCUCAAGGUACGACAGCAGCUCAGUCUUAUCUUACUAUGUUUGGAACACCAAGUCUUGCUGCUCAAGCUACUACAACAACUCCAGCAGCUCAGCCCUAUCCUACGAUGUUUGGAACACCAAGUCUUGCUGCUCAAGGUACAACAACAACUCCAGCAGUUCAGCCCUAUCCUAUUAUUAUGUUUGGAACACCGAAUCUUGGAGCUCAAGGUAUAACUCCAGCAGCUCAAGCCUGUCCCGUUCAUGGUUUGACUCUUCUCCCAUUCGGCGCCAUGAGUCUGCAGUAAUCGCUCAUCGCUCUGCAUCGAAGUUGUGUCUUUUAUCUUUUAGUUCUUAGGUCUUUGUUUUGCUUAAGAGUCACAAAUCAAGUGUCGUCCAACUUUAUGAUUUUUUUUUUCCAAUUAAAGAUUCAGCUAAUCAUGGAUGUAAACAAGUCUCUUAAAAACAUCAUUAUUUUGAGUUUAUCAAUAAAAGCUCCUUUUCCUUCUAA
Messenger RNA from Brassica napus (rape), 2227 nucleotides. RefSeq names its product nuclear pore complex protein NUP98B. The record is from RefSeq and is a predicted model, not a curated record. Lineage: Eukaryota; Viridiplantae; Streptophyta; Magnoliopsida; Brassicales; Brassicaceae. Gene Ontology annotation, cellular component: nuclear pore; nuclear pore cytoplasmic filaments. The coding region runs from base 168 to 2024 and encodes 618 amino acids. Gene Ontology annotation, molecular function: structural constituent of nuclear pore. Gene Ontology annotation, biological process: post-transcriptional tethering of RNA polymerase II gene DNA at nuclear periphery; protein import into nucleus; RNA export from nucleus. The transcript is spliced from 4 exons.